AAUGUAGUUAUGCUAAAGAUAAUGAGUUAUAUUUCCAAAGCUUCUGCAGAACUUUUGAGCUGCAAAGAAAAAAGACCAAGAAGUUGGUCCUUUGUUCAGCAGAGUGUCAUAGAUAGUCUUUAGAUAGGCUGACAGGGGCCCGGAGCUUAGUUUCACAGGGAAUGGGUUUGCCUAUUGCUUUGCAUCAGAGAUUAGCAAGAAUUUUGGAGAAUAUCUAGGGACCAAUAAAGAUGGAAGCAGAGAGGGCCUAAGGAGGUGCACAGCCAGCAAGUGCCCCCAUGUGAUCAAUGAAUUUUAGAAUAUUGGUACCUAAUGUUCAACUGAAUUACAACUAUAAAUCAUAAUUAUAAAAGUAAUAUAGGCUUGCCAUAAAAUAUUUAAGCAGUUUAAAAGUAUUUAGAGUAAAAACGCCUUCCCCUCAACCAUGUAAAUAGCCAAAGAAAUUAUACCAUAUAUAUUAUUCACUAGCUUUCUUUUUUCACUUAACACUACAUCCUUCUAACGUCUAAGUAGUAUUCCUUGUUAUGAAUAUAACAAUUAUACUGUAAUAUGCUCCAAUUGAUGGACAUUUAGAUUGUUUUGAUUUUUAAAUUAUCAUAAAAAACGAUGUCCUGUGACUUACCUACUUGUUCAUGAGCACAUAAUUCUGUAGGAGAGAUUCCUAGAAAGGAAAUUGACCAGACACUGACAAAUUGCCCCAAGCAGUGUUCUGGGAACCGUCCGGCCUAUGCCUAGGGAUGCUUCUCCACAUCCCCACAGAGUAGAUGUUCUCAAUCUUUAAAAAUGCUCUCCAGUCUGAUUGGCAAAUCAGGCCACCUCUGUAUUUCACAUUCCUUGCUUAACAACAAAGCUGAGCAUUGUUAAUAUAUUCAUUAGUCAAUUGUGUUGCUUUUCCUGUGGAUUGCUUUUUUGUAUAUUUGCUUAUCAUUUCUGUUGGGGUGCUCAUUUCUCUUACCAAUUUGUAGAAAUUCUCAGCUACAUCAUGGAUCUGAACCCCCUGCUAUAUGUGUCACACAUGUUUUUGGCUUGUCUUUAUUUCCAUGGCACAUCUAGGAAGAUGUGAACAGCCACUGUGGUCCCGGUUUUGGGAUCAAGAGGCAGCUCUUUGGAGAGAGGGCAGCCAAGGUAAAGAAACACAGAUGAGCCAUGGAAAGAGGGCAUCUGUCUUCAGUCACCUGUGCAGGGUGAGCAGUGAUGUGUUGAGAAAAAAGUGUAUGAUUUGGAGAUUAAAAGGCUACAGUUCAUCCCCUGCUAGCUAUGUGACCGUGGAAAAAUGGUCUAACCGCUCCAAGGCUCAGUUUCUUCUAUAAAGAGAGGAAGUAAUGGUUACUUCAUACAGGACUGUUGUGUGAAACAAAUGAGUAAAUUCAUGUAAAGGACUUGCUUCGGGGCCUGACAUCCAAUCAGUGUUUGAGCAAUGAACAGUUUACAGUGUGAACCCAAUAAAAUCACACACACAGAUGCCUUUUGACGAUUUUAAAGGGCUAUGAACACAUACUUAAGUAGCUGUUUUACACACAAUUAUCCGUGUCAAGCAAUGCACUAGAAGUCUGUGAAACAUUCAGCCACUCUCUUAGUUCUGAGUUUGGAGACUGGAAUGCUCUCUGAGAGUGUCAGGUGUCCUCCCACGUUCACUGAUUGGCAAAGGGGAGAUGGGGGCUGGGAAGGGGGAGGCUCACUCAGGAGUCCAGACAGUGGUGGGGACAACCUGAGUGCUCAGUCGUAAAGAGGAAAGGCAGAAUUUUUCCUUGCUAUGGCUGGAACAAAGGCACUUUUGAUGCUGGAAAACUUCGUAGAUGGAAAAUUUUUACCUUGUAGCUCAUAUAUAGAUUCUUAUGACCCAUCAACGGGGGAAGUGUAUUGCAGAGUGCCAAAUAGUGGAAAAGAUGAGAUCGAAGCCGCGGUCAAGGCUGCCAGAGAAGCCUUUCCCGGCUGGUCAUCCCGCAGCCCCCAGGAGCGCUCGCGGGUCCUGAACCAGGUGGCAGAUUUGCUGGAGCAGUCCCUGGAGGAGUUUGCCCAGGCCGAGUCUAAAGACCAAGGGAAAACCUUAACACUGGCAAGAACCAUGGACAUUCCCCGGUCUGUGCAGAACUUCAGGUUCUUCGCUUCCUCCAUCCUGCACCACACGUCAGAGUGCACGCAGAUGGACCACCUGGGCUGCAUGCACUACACGGUUCGGGCCCCGGUGGGAGUCGCUGGUCUAAUCAGCCCGUGGAAUUUGCCACUCUACUUGCUGACCUGGAAGAUAGCUCCAGCGAUUGCUGCAGGGAACACUGUGGUGGCCAAACCCAGUGAGCUGACUUCAGUGACGGCGUGGAUGUUGUGCACUCUCCUGGAUAAAGCAGGGUUCCCUCAUCCUGCUUCCUGUCUUCAACACCAGAGCGGUGCUACUGCAGGUGUUCCACCAGGUGUGGUCAAUAUUGUGUUUGGAACUGGGCCCACGGUGGGUGAGGCCCUGGUGUCCCAUCCAGAGGUGCCCCUGAUCUCCUUCACCGGGAGCCAGCCCACCGCCGAGCGGAUCACCCAGCUGAGCGCUCCACACUGCAAGAAGCUCUCCCUGGAGCUGGGGGGCAAGAAUCCUGCCAUCAUCUUCGAGGACGCCAACCUGGAUGAGUGCAUUCCAGCAACCGUCAGGUCCAGCUUUGCCAACCAGGGUGAAAUCUGUCUCUGUACCAGCAGGAUCUUUGUCCAGAAGAGCAUCUAUACUGAAUUUUUAAAGAGAUUUGUAGAAGCUACCAGAAAGUGGAAAGUCGGCAUUCCCUCUGAUCCAUUGGCCAGCAUGGGUGCUCUGAUAAGUAAAGCACAUUUGGAGAAAGUCAGAAGUUACGUCAAGAGAGCUCUUGCUGAAGGUGCCCAGAUUUGGUGCGGUGAGGGGGUGGAUAAGUUGAACCUCCCCGCCAGGAGCCAGGCAGGCUACUUCAUGCUUCCCACGGUGAUAACAGACAUUAAGGAUGAAUCCUGCUGCAUGACGGAAGAGAUAUUUGGUCCAGUGACGUGUGUUGUCCCCUUUGAUAGCGAAGAGGAGGUGAUUGAAAGAGCCAACAACGUUAAGUAUGGGCUGGCAGCUACUGUGUGGUCCAGCAAUGUGGGACGUGUCCACCGGGUGGCUAAGAAGCUGCAGUCUGGCUUGGUCUGGACCAACUGCUGGCUCAUCAGGGAGCUGAACCUUCCUUUCGGGGGGAUGAAGAGUUCUGGAAUAGGUAGAGAAGGAGCCAAGGACUCUUACGACUUCUUCACUGAGAUCAAAACCAUCACCGUUAAACACUGAUCUUUGUUAAUGGUGGAGCUGCUAUGGCCGAUGCCUGGCUGCUGGGAUCAGUUGUUCAACGUGUUGGAUGAAAAUCACGGCAUGAAUUCCAGCUAUGCCUUGACUUGGCAGAAGGAUAUCUCUAGCUUAUCCUCAGUUCUUAGUAAUUUUACCCACUAGUGAAGAGAUACUGUCUAUUUUCAAUGUGGACUCAGAAGAAAAGACUUCUAAGUACGAAGACAGAACAAUGAUGCCAAACAGUUGUCAAGCUCCUCCCAGGUUAUGUUUUUAUAGUGUUUCUUUCAUCAUCUUCAUUGAACUCUUCGGAAUCUCCAGACAAUCAGAUUAUUUCAUUUGCAAGUAUAUGGUAAAUUUAAAAAAAAUCUACAAUCAGGCACAGUGCCUCCUGCCUAUAAUCCCAGCACUUUGGGAGGCCAAGGCGGCGGAUCACUUGAGUUCAGGAGUUCGAGAUCAGCCUAGGCAACAUGGUGAAAUCCUGUCUUUACCAAAAAUUUAAAAAUUAGCUGGGUGUGGUGCCCUCUGCCUAUAGCCCCGGCUACUUGGGAGUCUGAGGUGGGAGGAUCACUUGAGCCCGGGCUGUUGAGGCUGCAGUGAGCCAUGAUCAUGCCACUGCAUUUCAGCCUGUGGGACAGAGUGAGACCUUGUCUUUAAAAAAAAAAAUGCUACAAACCCAAAAAGAAACAAAGAGCCAUAAUUUGCCAUCUUUGGAGAGAUUAUGGAGAUGUUCUCCUUGUCUAUUAACCACUAGCAUGGCUAAUUGAUCUUUGAUUGUACCUCAUUACGUAAGGGGGCAGUGGAUGUCUUUGGAAUUUGUUAGGGGAAGCUUAUGUGGUAAGCUCUACUAAAUGUAUCUCUACAAGGAUGAAGAAAAACAAAAUAACUACCACUUUUGGAGGAAACUUGGAACAAGAAGAGGACAUAGUUUGAUCUAUUCCUAUGGUCAAGUCCAAUCAAUUCCAUUUCUUAGUGUGUGCAUCUAGUGAGGCUUACAACUUACUAACUCCAAAAGAAGCAAUAAAUGUUAAACAGUUUUAGUAACCAGUA
Molecule: messenger RNA, 4312 nt
Organism: Cercocebus atys (sooty mangabey)
Lineage: Eukaryota; Metazoa; Chordata; Mammalia; Primates; Cercopithecidae
Gene: ALDH8A1
Product: aldehyde dehydrogenase 8 family, member A1
Exons: 8
Coding region: 1754-3268 (504 amino acids)
Biological process (GO): retinoic acid metabolic process
Molecular function (GO): retinal dehydrogenase (NAD+) activity
Source: RefSeq, a predicted model, not a curated record